AUGAUUGAUGAAGAAGCUCUUAAGCUCCUUAGUUGGCAUGCCUUUGGAAGUCAUUGUCCCAAUAAAGAAUAUAUUGAACUCACAAGAGAUGUUGUUGAUUAUUGUGGAGGGUUGCCACUGGCUCUUAAAGUUGUAGGUCGUUUCUUGGCUACAAAAAAGAGUAAAAGCAUAUGGGAAAGUACAUUGGAUAGGUUGAGAAACAUUCCAUAUGGCAUUAUUCAUGAAACGCUUAAAAUAAGCUAUGAUGGUUUAAGUGACGAUCGUGUGAAGUGUGUGUUCCUUGACAUAUCUUUUUUCUUUAUUGGAUGGCAUAGAGCUACUGCCAUGGCAAUAUUGGAUAGUUGCAGUAACUUUUCUGUAGAAUCAAAAAUCAACACUCUCCAAGAUCGAUGUCUUCUAGAUAUUGAUAGAGGAUUUUUUAGGAUGCAUGAUUUGAUUCGAGACAUGGGAAGGGAAAUUGUGUGGGCAGAAUAUGCUAUGGAACCUGGAAAACGUAGUCGAUUGUGGCAUCAUGAAGAUGUAACAAGCAUGUUAAGUAACAACUCUUUGCCCAAGAAGUUGAAGUUUCUUAUUCUUAAUCAUUCCCAUAACCUGACUGAAUUACCAGACUUUUCAAAACUCCCACAUAUUCAUCGAUUGAUCCUUAAAGGCUGCAAGGGCAGUCCAGAGUUGCCGACAAGCUUGCAUACGCUUAGAGCGAAUUACUGCAUUGCACUGGAAAUAAUGCCUGACUUUUCAGAGAUGUCGAAAAUGACAGAAUUGCAACUAAAAGACUACCACAAACUCAAAGAUAUUCCACACUUGGAUAACUCGUUAGGGUACAUGCAAAACAUUCAUAGGGAAGGGUGCACCAACCUUACUCUUCCUUUUAAGGAGAGCAUCCAAAAGGUAACCUACCUCUCUCCCUCUGGAAAUGAAAUUCCUUACUGGUUAGCCGCUGUCACAACUGAAGGUGAAAUUGUCAAAUAUGAAGUGGCGCAAAGUAUUGAUGACGAAUCCCAGUGUGUUGGGUCUCUAUGCAUUGAUGUUGCCAAUCAUACCCAGCGAACUCAGUUUUCCAUCUGUCCAAUGGAUGCCACCGUAAUUGCUUCAGGUGAAGAUUAUCUUUGGUUGGGAAAUCUUUCAUACAAAAAGCUGAAACUGAAAGGCAGCGACACUGUUCUUGUGCAUGCAUAA
Messenger RNA from Malus domestica (apple), 1176 nucleotides. NCBI's taxonomy places the organism in Eukaryota, Viridiplantae, Streptophyta, Magnoliopsida, Rosales, Rosaceae. The record is from RefSeq and is a predicted model, not a curated record.